AUGCAAACAAAAGGAAUAGUAGUUGUGCCAUAUUUGCUUUUCCUACUUGUUUGUAUUACUAAUGGCACCUAUGGGCAAUGGGGUGGCUGGCAGAGUGCACAUGCCACAUUUUAUGGUGGUCGUGAUGGUUCUGGCACUAUGGGGGGAGCAUGUGGAUAUGGAAACUUAAUUGACCAAGGCUAUGGAAUUUACACAACAGCAUUAAGCACUGCCCUUUUCAAUGGUGGCUAUAGUUGUGGGGCAUGUUACCAAUUGAUGUGCCACAAUGACCCACAAUGGUGCCUCUCUGGCGCCAUCACUGUUACUGCAACAAACUAUUGUCCAUCUAAUGCUUCGUCCCAUGAAAAUGGACCAGGAUGGUGCAAUCCCCCAUUGCAACAUUUUGAUUUAUCAGUGCCAGCUUUCGAAAAGAUUGGCCAAUAUAAAGCUGGAAUAAUUCCUGUGCUCUUCAGAAGGGUUACAUGUGUGAGGCAAGGAGGGAUAAGGUUCACCAUAAAAGGGAAUGCAAACUUCUAUUUGGUGUUGGUAACAAAUGUGGCAGGGGCUGGUGAUGUUAAAGCAGUAUCAAUAAAAGGGUCAAAUACAGGGUGGAUACAAAUGAGUAGAAAUUGGGGGCAGAAUUGGCAGAGCAACUCAUACCUCAUUGGACAAAGCUUGUCUUUUAUGGUCACAACCAGUGAUGGUAGAUCAGUUACUAGUUUCAAUGUGGUGCCCCAAGGUUGGCAAUUUGGACGAACUUAUGAAGGUCGUCAAUUUUGA
Molecule: messenger RNA, 759 nt
Organism: Gastrolobium bilobum
Lineage: Eukaryota; Viridiplantae; Streptophyta; Magnoliopsida; Fabales; Fabaceae
Product: expansin-A4-like
Exons: 3
Coding region: 1-759 (252 amino acids)
Biological process (GO): plant-type cell wall organization
Cellular component (GO): extracellular region
Source: RefSeq, a predicted model, not a curated record